UCCCGUGAUGCUCUGUGACCGGGCCCUGUCUUGUAUCCGGUGUCCUUGCCUUCGGUCACAGUGAUCCCGGCUUCACCAUGCUAUCCUCCCGCGCUCUCCUCCUUCUCCGCCGGGCAGCAUUAGCCCAAGUCCGCGGCUAUGCUGAGGCAGCACCGUCAGGGGCCCCAGCAAUGAGCUUCACCUUCGCCUCCCCGACCCAGGUGUUUUAUAGUAAUGCAAAUGUGAAACAGGUGGAUGUCCCUACUUUAACAGGAGUAUUUGGAAUCCUUCAAGCUCACGUCCCAACGUUACAGGUACUGAGGCCGGGUCUGGUUACAGUGUUUGAUGGUGAAGGAAACCCAAGCAAGUACUUUGUAAGCAGUGGGUCAGUGACUGUGAAUGAAGAUUCCACUGUACAGCUGUUGGCAGAAGAAGCAGUGCCUCUUGACAUGUUGGACCUGAGUGCUGCAAAGUCAAACCUGGAAAAGGCACAAGCAGAACUUUUGAAGGCAUCAGAUGAAGUGGCAAAGGCAGAGGCUCAAAUCACUGUGGAGGCAAACGAGGCCAUCGUUAAGAGUUUAGAAUAAUAUCAGAUUUUGCUUUUUAUGUCAACUAAGGUAUCCAGCACACACCUACCCAAACAAUAAAAAUAUAAUACAACCAAA
Messenger RNA from Pelobates fuscus (common spadefoot toad), 644 nucleotides. RefSeq names its product ATP synthase F1 subunit delta (gene ATP5F1D). The transcript has 5 exons. The coding region runs from base 78 to 566 and encodes 162 amino acids. Gene Ontology annotation, molecular function: proton-transporting ATP synthase activity, rotational mechanism. NCBI's taxonomy places the organism in Eukaryota, Metazoa, Chordata, Amphibia, Anura, Pelobatidae. The record is from RefSeq and is a predicted model, not a curated record. Gene Ontology annotation, biological process: proton motive force-driven ATP synthesis.